AUGGACGAGGCUUUCACGACUCACGAGGGCACGCUACCGUUCGCGAGGCUCCAGUUUCUCCUCCAUCUCUUCUGCUUCCCCAUCGUCCUUCCCCAGUAUUUCUCAACUCCGGUCCCAUUUGUUUGGCGCACCGACGACAACAAGGCCAUCUCCGACCCGGGUUUCCAGGCACACCAGGCUUCCAGCAGGUUCUUGGUUCUUUCAAAGAUCCUUCAAUUCGACCAACCAAGGCCAACCCUUUAG
Molecule: messenger RNA, 243 nt
Organism: Colletotrichum lupini
Lineage: Eukaryota; Fungi; Ascomycota; Sordariomycetes; Glomerellales; Glomerellaceae
Exons: 1
Coding region: 1-243 (80 amino acids)
Source: RefSeq, a predicted model, not a curated record